ACUGUUAAAUCUAUCAAUGUGUUAUGAAUUUUCGCCUAAAAUUUGCAAAUUGUGAACCGAAAUUUGGUUGAUUAAUGCAAUGGUCCACAAUUCACAUAGAUGAGAAAACUUGGCUAAUCUUGAAGCGAAGUUUGAUAUGAAAAGGGUUUUUUUUUUUUUUUUUUUUUUUUGACGGUUUGCUCUCUGUGUUCUGCAAGAAAACGAAGAGUUUCCUUGCCACCGUCAAAUUCAAAGAAUCUGCAACUGAAGCCAACCUUCUCUGAAGAGCAAAAUCCUAACCCCGGGUACCAUCAGUUGGUAUUCCAGCACCAAAAAGGGCUCAACCUCUUGGUACCAUCUCUACUGCUCCUUGGGGUUCUGCACUUAUUUUACCAAUUUCAUAUUCAUACAUAGCCAUGAGUUUUAAGGGACUCACUGAAGCCUCAAAGAUAGGAACCUUGAAUGCAAACUACAUGGCAAAACGUUUGGAGAGCCACUACCCCAUUCUUUUUCGAGGAGUCAAUGGAACAGUCGCCAAUGAAUUUCAAGGUAUCUCAAAUCAUGCUCUUCCUAUGGAUUCCCAAUUCUGGUAUACUGUUGGCUAUGUGAAUAUUAAAGCAAAAAAGUUGUUUAUACUUUGCAAGUUGAACUUAGACAUUGAUGCUCAAGGUCUAUUGUUCAGUUAAGGUUUGUCGGAACCGCAGGCAAAGAGAGAUAGGCCGUAUCCCCGUAACCGGUAAAGUAUUUGCUUUUUUUGUUUUGGUUUUAUUGUGGUAGAACUCGAACACUUUAGUGGCUUUAAAUUUUAAGAUAUUUCAUACUUAAUUCCAUCUGCCUUGAUACUAUAAAUAAAUUACCACUUAUCUAAAAAUUGUAAAUUGUUAGAAACUAAUAAAUUUAAUCAUUCAAUCAAAAUUCUUAAUUGCUCUUUCGGAAAUCCUAUUGCAAGGAGGGGGGAGAAUAUUCUCCAAAGAAUGAUGGAAAACUAGCAGUUUAUUCACGUGAUUUCAAAUCAAUAUCUAAUCUAAUACUAUAUAUGUUAAAACAGAAGCUAAGAGAAAGUAAGGACCUACAAUUAAGGAUGUUGGGAAAGGUAGAGAUAGAGUUAUUUUCUAUAUUUUGCUCCCAUGUCUUGCUGCUUGCUUUGUUGUAUAUGUUCUUCCCGUUGGUUGUGCAGGGUGAAUGGGAAAAGGAGCUAUCUUUGCUAGGUUUCUUGGUUCAAUAAGAAAAAGGAGGAAGCUUUAUACAUUUUUGGUCGUGCUUUCCUUGGAUUUCUUUGAGAGGUUGGUCAGACUAUUAUGGAGAGUUGUUGGUGGUCUUUUUGGGUUAGGAAAGGAUUCUGUUUAUGGAGUUAUGGAGGGCUGGAAUAGUGGUACUUUUUGUAUUUGUUAUGUUACUUUUUUUCUUUUCUAUCUCAUUUGUCUAUAUUGAAUUGUGCUUAAGAACAGCCAAUGCUAUUGCCCAUUGUACCUAGAUAUAUAAAUUACUUUGUUAUAUACUACAGAAUAUGAGUAGCAAGAUAGAGUUACAAAAAAUUGCCCCCUUUUGUAAAAUAUGUUACAAUCUAAUUUUAUAAAGAACAUUUUUCUACCA
This is a messenger RNA of Quercus robur (English oak), 1572 nucleotides long. RefSeq names its product glycine dehydrogenase (decarboxylating) 2, mitochondrial-like. NCBI's taxonomy places the organism in Eukaryota, Viridiplantae, Streptophyta, Magnoliopsida, Fagales, Fagaceae. Gene Ontology annotation, biological process: glycine decarboxylation via glycine cleavage system. Gene Ontology annotation, cellular component: mitochondrion; chloroplast envelope; glycine cleavage complex. The transcript is spliced from 6 exons. Bases 396 to 665 code for a protein of 89 amino acids. The record is from RefSeq and is a predicted model, not a curated record. Gene Ontology annotation, molecular function: glycine binding; pyridoxal phosphate binding; glycine dehydrogenase (decarboxylating) activity.